Molecule: messenger RNA, 1775 nt
Organism: Periconia digitata
Lineage: Eukaryota; Fungi; Ascomycota; Dothideomycetes; Pleosporales; Periconiaceae
Source: the annotation of a GenBank genome assembly
CUCGCACGUUUCUACAAUCCUUUUACGUUCUAUACUGUAUUCAACAAACUCACCAUCCUUUCACAUCUUUCAUCAUGAAGUACUCAUACACUCUUCUUUCUCUCCUUUCCGCCACUGUCGUGGUCGCGGCGCCGGCUGCUUUCAAGCCCGGACCGGUCGUCACAUCAGACACAGCUGGUGUUGUCAUUCCCAACACCAACUUUGCACGCAGAGAUGCUGUAGCUGAUUUCAGCAAGAGGGCACUGGAGGCCCGCAAGUCCUUUGUGCUAGCUCGUGGUCAAGCCAAGCAAGCCCAAGCAGAAGCCGCCGCCGCCGAAGUUGAUGCAGCUGGAAACGCUGCGCAAGAAGAGGCUGCCCAGGGCGCCGCCCAGGAGAACGCUGGCCAGGCAAAAGCAAAGGGAAAGCAAGCUAAGGCCAACGCGAAGAACGAACAAGCCGCUGCUGCUGGAGGUGCUGCUGCUGCUGAAAAUGCUGCUAACCAGCAAGCCGCCGGAAACGCAAAGGGUGAGCAGGCUGCUGCCGCUGAAGGUGCUGCUGCCGCUGGAAACGCGACAGAGGUUGCCGAUGGUGCCGCCCAGGCGAAGAACCCCAAUGCUGUCCCCGCCGAGGUCCAACAGGGCGCUGCCGCCGCUGAACAAGCCCAGAAUGGACAGGCCAAGGAAGCGGCUGGCGCCGAACAGCAGCAGGCUGCCGGUGCUGAGAAAGAGAAGGCGAACGCUGCUCAGGAUGCCGCUCAACAGGAGCAGGCCGCCCAAGCUGAACAAGGCAACGCGAAGGCCGGUGACAAGCAAGCCGCCCAACAAGAAGCGGCUCAACAGGAGGCUGCUCAAGCUGAACAAGACAACGCCCAGGCUGGUGAUAAGCAAGCUGCCCAACAAGAAGCUGCUCAAGCCGACCAGAAGCAGGCCGCCCAACAGGAAGCUGCUCAGGCUGGUGACAAGCAAGCCGCUCAGCAGGAAGCCGCCCAACAAGAAGCUGCUCAAGCCGACCAGAAGCAAGCCGCCCAACAGGAGGCCGCUCAAGCCGAUGACAAGAAAGCUGCUCAGCAAGAAGCCGCCCAACAGGAAGCCGCCCAAGCUGGUGACAAGCAAGCCGCCCAACAGGAAGCUGCCCAGGCUGAACAAGAACAAGCACAGGCCGACCAGAAGCAAGCCGCUCAAGCUGAACAGGAUGCCGCCCAAGCUGAGCAGGAUAAGGCGAACGCUGGCGACAAGGAAGCCGCUCAGGCUGAGCAAGAGAAGGCCAAGGCCGAACAAGAGCAGGCCGCCCUCGAGCAAGAGCAAGCCGCAGCCGGCAACGGAACCGCCGUUGUUGACGAGAACGCCGCUGCUGCCGGCAACGAAACCGCCGUUGUCGACAACGGAGCUGCCGCAGCCAACGGAACCGCCGACGCUGGCCAGGGCAAAGGCAAAGGCAAAGGCAACGAGGCAAAGGGAAAGAAGGGCAAGAACGCCGGCAACGGUAAAGGCCAGAACGACCUUCUUGCUCAGAUCGAAGCCGCUCUCGGAGGACAGCUAGGUGCUGGUGCCGGUGCUGCUGCUGGAGGCGAAGCCCAGGGCGCAGAUGCCAUCUCGGGACUUCUCGGCAGCCUCCUCAACGGUAACGGUGCUGGUGCUGCUGGUGCUGGUGCUCAGGGCGCUGGUGGUGCUGCUGGCGAGGGAGCAAAGGUUGCCAGCGCGGCUGAUUUGCUCAAGAACGCGGGCAUUGGCAAGGCGAACCGUCGCAGCCUCAGAAACGCGUACCGCAAGAGGUCAAACACCCCCAUCGACAUCUAG